AUGGGACAAUACAAAUGCCAUCAUGUAGCAGCAGCACUAUUGUUUGGGUAUAAGAAAGCUAGCAAAACUGAUGUCAAGUGUAGUUGGAUGAAACGUCCCAAGUCUGCGCCACCAAAGGCUACAGUGACCAUGAGUAAACUUUAUCCUGAAAAGCAAACUGGAUACAGGUAUAUAGAUAUUCCAGUGAAUUACUUCGAAAUUUUAUUGUAUUCUAUUCUGGCUUUACAUUGGAUACUGUUGGAGGAGCCAGCAUCUCAGGCAGCGCCAGUGCCAUUGGUUGAAGACUUGUUGCAGAGCCAUGAAUACCUAUCAGCCUCACAGCCACAUACAUGGUUAUUGGGUAAACAAGUGUUGAGUACAGACGAAAUAAAAUCGACUGCAUCUGUGACUAGUGGCCAAAGGGUAAAUGCAGUGUGGGCUGCAGUGAGAAAGCUCAGAUUUACUGCCUCCAAUCUUGGACAGAUCAUAUCGGCUGCAAAACGCAACAGGAUGACGUUAUCCCUGGAGACACGCCUUCUUAGUUCUUACAAACUUGAAAAUCAGGCCCCUAUCCAGUGGGGCAUUACCCACGACAGAAAUGCCAUAGACGACUACUGCAAAGCAGGAAGUGCAACUGUAUUACCCACAGGUAUUUGGCUUCACCAGUCUGGUAUCCUUGGUGCCUCUCCUGAUGGACUCGUUCAGGGGGAGUACAGUGGACCUUUUCACUUGCAACGAAAAAAGCAACAGCUAUUGUCACCAGACAUCAUAGAAAUCAAGUGA
Molecule: messenger RNA, 762 nt
Organism: Dreissena polymorpha
Lineage: Eukaryota; Metazoa; Mollusca; Bivalvia; Myida; Dreissenidae
Exons: 6
Coding region: 1-762 (253 amino acids)
Source: RefSeq, a predicted model, not a curated record